GGAGAACAUGGACGCCAUGAAUGGACCUAUGGCCUGACAAAGAAAAGCCGACGCUUAGCGAGUAGCAGUAGAACCACCGACGAGCUGGCAAGUUUCACAACUUCCUUUAUCUUAUUUACUACUGAAAGGGAGAUGCUGGAAAGCCAAUAUAUGAUCAAGGAUGCGGUGCUUGAUCCUGGAAGCUCGCCAUUCUACAAGGCCUAUGGAGUGAACUUUUUGACUACAUGGGAGAGAAGCCAAGAUUGAGACAACUGUUCGAUGAGUUUAUGGAAGUUAGCGGUAAAUUACAGUUUGAGGAUGUGUUCAAGUUGUACGGUGGCUUCAAAGAUUUGAAGGAGUUGAUGGAUGUGGGGGGCGGCAUUGGAACCACUCUUGCAAAGCUAACCUCUACGUAUCCACACGUUCAGGGAUUGAACUUUGAUCUGCCCCAUGUAAUUGAUGCUGCUCCCAAGCUCCCAGGUGUAAAGCAUGUGGCUGGAGAUAUGUUCAGAUCGAUCCCAAAUGCCCAAACAAUUUUAUUGCAGUGUAUACUCCAUAACUGGGAUGAUGAGCAUUGCAAGAAGUUGUUGAGAAAUUGCUGGGAAGCAUUACCACAAGAGGGAAAGGUGAUAAUCGUGGAAAUGGCAAUCUCUGAAGAAUUGGAAAACAAUGUCGAGGCAAAGGACGUUCUAAUGGAAGACUUCUUUAUGAUGCUCCUAACAAAUGGAGGUAAAAAGUGAACACUAGCAGAAUUCAAGGAUCUGGGAAAAGCUGUAGGGUUUACUAAAGUGGACAUCUUCCCAAUGCCUCAUUGGUCAGUUCAUGUUAUAGAGUUUCAUAAGUAAUUAAGAGUACCCAUGUGUGU
Molecule: messenger RNA, 844 nt
Organism: Juglans microcarpa x Juglans regia
Lineage: Eukaryota; Viridiplantae; Streptophyta; Magnoliopsida; Fagales; Juglandaceae
Product: scoulerine-9-O-methyltransferase 1-like
Exons: 3
Coding region: 225-719 (164 amino acids)
Biological process (GO): methylation
Molecular function (GO): O-methyltransferase activity; S-adenosylmethionine-dependent methyltransferase activity
Source: RefSeq, a predicted model, not a curated record